AUGGGCGACGAUGGCAUGCUCCUCAACUUCUCCAUCCCGGAAAGCGGCAUUAUCGCAAAGCCAACCUUCAAGGGCGGCAACUGGAAGAGUCGGCUCACAGCAAAGAAGGCGGCGCAGAACUGGCAUACCAAGGCGACAGCACGAUUAAACGGCGAAACAGUACCCAAGAAGAAGGUCGACCAUGCCACCAACGUGAACCGCACAGAAUUGGGCCCGCGCACACCAAAGCCCGUCGACGAUUCUGACCUACUCGACCAUGGCGACAGAAAUCCAAAGCGAGCGCGUGUGAGCGGAGAAUUCAAACCGAAGGCCGUUGAGAAGACUGCAGACCCCAACUUCAGGCCCCAGUCGAACGCGAAUGCAACAAAACGCCCUGGCGAGCAGCAGAGCGCACCAAAGGGCGGCAAGCAGGUCAUUUCUUCGCUGUUCACCUACAAUCCCACUUCUACCACCAAGCCGGAAGCGACUCAACAACGCGAAGACGAUGCGCCCGUCGAACCCUCGAAUGCGCCCCUCAGUAGCGAACUCCACACAUUCACUUCACUCGGCAUGUCCACAACGCUUGCCAGUCAUUUGCUCAACAAGAUGGACCUGAAGGCGCCCACAGCUAUUCAGAAAGCUGCGAUAACACAAUUGGUCAAAGAUGACUCGGAUGCUUUUAUACAGGCCGAAACCGGUUCCGGAAAAACCCUGGCCUAUCUUCUGCCCAUUGUGCAGAGACUAAUGGACUUGUCGGCGAACAUGAAGAAACGGAAAGUCGACGAAAAUGUGCAAAGGAAUUCGGGCUUGUUUGCUAUUAUUCUGGCGCCAACGCGAGAAUUGAGCAAGCAGAUUGCUAUGGUACUGGAGAAGAUUCUAGGAUGCGCACAUUGGCUAGUAGCCACGACGGUUAUUGGUGGUGAGAAAAAGAAGUCGGAGAAGGCUCGUUUGCGAAAAGGUAUCAACAUCCUGGUCGCAACACCGGGUCGAUUGGUUGAUCAUCUGGAGCACACAGAAGCGCUGGAUGUAAGCAAUGUCAGGUGGUUGGUUCUGGAUGAAGGAGAUCGCCUGAUGGAACUUGGUUUCGAGCAAGAGAUUCAGAAGAUUGUUGGUGCUUUGAACCUACGAAUGCGCGCGAGGAAAGACGAAAAGUCGCGGAUACCAGGGCUUCCAGAGAAGCGCACUACAGUACUCUGUUCCGCAACCAUGAAGAUGGACGUUGAGAGGCUGGGUCAGAUAAGUUUGAAGGAUGCCGUCCAUCUUCGAGCCGAUCCGUCAGAGAAGGAACCAGAAACAAGCGAGACAAGCAGGGAUACUACUUUCUCCGCACCGGCACAAUUGAAGCAGUCGUAUGCUGUUGUAGCGCCCAAGUUGCGACUAGUGUCGCUGAUUGCCUAUCUGAAGCGCGCGUUUGCGCGAAAGGGGUCCGUGAUGAAGGCAAUCGUCUUCAUAUCGUGUGCCGACUCUGUCGACUUCCAUUUCGACAUGCUUACUAGCGAUCUCGAAGGAAAAGAAGAACAAAAAGAGGAAGACAAAGAAGACUCGACCGAGGACGAGGCUACGAAAGAUGACAAGAAAGCCAGCAAGAAGACCAAGGCGAUACAAUCAGAUCCUACAAAACUCGAAGUAACGAGUGCAGUAGCACCGAUAUUAUCAGCAAAGACACAUUCAGUAACAGCGUACCGUCUCCACGGUUCCCUCCAACAAUCCCUCCGAACAUCGACCCUCGCACAAUUUGCAAAGAACAAGGAACCUUCUGUCCUCAUAGCUACCGACGUCGCUUCGCGUGGUCUUGAUUUGCCAAACGUAGAUUUAGUCAUUGAGUUCGACCCUGCUUUUGCCCGAGAAGACCAUUUGCACAGAAUCGGCCGUACGGCGCGUGCUGGUCGCGACGGACGUGCAUGCAUCUUCCUCAUGCCCGGCUCCGAAGAAGGCUACGUCGACAUCCUCAAAUCCGACCGCAAGGAAACCGAGGCGGGCAUUCAUAUUGCGCGCCAAGACGCAGACGACAUUCUCAACCGCGGUCUCGUCACCAGCGGUGUCAUGGAGAAGAAUGCUUACAUGGACAAAGCAACAGAUCUCCAGCUCGCCAUUGAGCGAUGGGCUCUGGCUUCUCCUGCUCGUCUCGAAGCUGCCCGUCGCGCGUUCCAAAGUCAUAUCCGUGCGUACGCCACGCAUGUUGCUGACGAACGCAAGUAUUUCGACAUCAAAGCUCUGCACUUGGGUCACUUGGCCAAGGCUUUUGCCCUUCGCGAGCGACCCAGUGGCAUGAAGGUUCCAGGUCAACGAACUGGUGCUGGCCGUAAUGACAAGACGCCUGCCAAGGUUCGUGGUGGACCAAGAGUAGAUGGCGCAAGUCGUAAAGCUGCCACCGAGACGGGUGUGUCGACGAGGAAGAAGGUCGACCUGGAUCUGCCGGAGGGUGCGGACGCGGACGAGGCGGCGAAGAUGAGAAAGGCAGUUAGGGCAAGGGAAAAGUUUAUGCGUCAUGCUGGUUUAGCAAGCGAGUUCAACUUGGGUUAA
Bipolaris oryzae ATCC 44560 is the source of this 2502-nucleotide messenger RNA. RefSeq lists its product as uncharacterized. Gene Ontology annotation, biological process: ribosome biogenesis. Gene Ontology annotation, molecular function: ATP binding; nucleic acid binding. NCBI's taxonomy places the organism in Eukaryota, Fungi, Ascomycota, Dothideomycetes, Pleosporales, Pleosporaceae. The transcript has a single exon. Gene Ontology annotation, cellular component: nucleus. The record is from RefSeq and is a predicted model, not a curated record. Bases 1 to 2502 code for a protein of 833 amino acids.